AUGAAGUUUGGCAAAAACAUCGGGAGGGUUGUGGAGCUAUCGGACCCGGAGUGGUCGCCAUUCUGGAUCAACUACAAGUUCCUCAAGAAGAAGGUCAAGGCUCUGGAGGUGCCGUCGGGAAAGCCGGAAGUAUCGCCGGCCAAGCGUAGUGACCCACAGGCGAUGGCGAGAUCGGCGGGAGAGGUGGAGUUCUACCGAUUGCUUCGGCAAGAGCUGCGCAAGUGCUCCGAGUUUUUCACCGGCGUGGAGGGCCAGUUGGGGGUGAGACAGGCCAGGGUGAACGAGGGGUGGCGGCAGCUCCUCCUGCCCAACGUGGUGGUGGAGGGCAACCCGAACAAGAGGCUCAUGGCGGCGUGCGUGAAGCUGUACAAGGACCUGCUGCUGCUGGAGAACUUCGCCAUCAUGAACUACUGCGGGUUCAGCAAGAUCCUCAAGAAGCACGACAAGCUCACGGGGUUCAGGACUCGCGAGAGCUUCAUGAAGAACGUCGUGAAGAACGCCCCCUUCGUGCAGUACCCGAAGGUCAUCAAGAUGCUCUCCGCAGUCGAGGCGCUGUUCAAGAACAUCGAGAGCCUGCCUUCGGCGAGUGCCGAGGCGGGCACGAGGGUUCCGCUUCGAGAGGAGCAGCUGUUCAUAGACACGAUGCUGACGAUCAACACCGAGGCCUUCCGCCUGCAGCAGGCGGAAGGGGCGGACAUCGGGGAGGGGGUUGGACAUGGUGGCGGCGGCGGCGGCGCAAGUGGUAUCGAGAGAUUCCGAAGGCGAGGGGGUGCAGGGAGAUUCGGCGCCAGUGGCGGCCUGCGCGGAGACUGCGGCGGCGGCGGCGGCGGCGGCACGAAACGGCGAGGUGGGUGGGGGUGGCGGGGGUAGAGGGCGUAUUCUCGCGAAGGUGCAGCGUCGUUUUUUCGGGCUAGUUGCGUUGAACCAACUCACCGCCAUGAGCCGAAAAUACUACGCUUUCAAUGUCGCGAAAGUGCUGUUCUUGAACCACCCCACUGCCAGAGUUUUGCAAAGUAUUAUUGUCCAUGUGCAUUCCCUGGGGUGGGAGUGUCGGUGGACCUUUCGAGUAGAAAUUUCGGGGUCUUGAUGGUUGCGUUGUUUGUCUCUCCGUGUGGGCGUUGUGGAGGCCCAGCCAGGGGUUCACACUGCUGUGCUGGUGCAUCGUGAUAGGUAAAAACACACGGAAGGCUGUCGCCAUGACAACGCGCGUUGAGGAGCGAAGACGCUUUGUGGUGAAAAGAAAAAAUGGCACGCCAGACCUCUCGUGUGUGCGAUAUGUAUAUGCGCAUGACCCUGCUCGUGGCUGCGAUAUGUGUAUGCGUAGUACGGGGGCGCCACACGCCCAUUUCCAUCCGAAACCCUGUCGGAACACAUGCAUGAAUACCUACCACGCCCCUUUUAUGUGUGCCGCUUUGAUGGCCACUCGCGCUGCUUGCGCGGGGUGUUGAAAAGACGGGGCUCGAAUUGCGUGGCGACGCUCUUUUCCGUGACUCUGCGUGACGUUCUUAGCUUGUGCUGGCCUCUGCUGGGCGGUUUGCGACGGCGCAAUCCUGCCGUCGAAGCGUAUGGCCGCGUGUCAGCUCUUUCCAUGCUCUUAGUGGUGGGGGCGAGGACCGGGGGGGGGUGUUUUUGUUGUGUCAAUGGACAGGGGAUAGGGGAUGGAGAAAUCAGUUCCGCGACUGCUGUAGUGCAUCCGCGUCAUGAGAAGAUGCGGCAGCCUGACGGAUGCCAUUCGUGUGGGCGUUUUCGGAGUGCUACUACUACUCGAUCUCUGCGGUGAUGAUGAUGGGACAUUUAGUGGGGGCGGCGGCGGGCUUUGGGGUUCUCUAGGAAGUGGAACUGCUUGUAGCAAUUCAAGCAAAUCAAUCCAUGGGGCAUUGCGUUUUGUGGAGUGCUGUUGUACUACAGUACUGGUGAUAUCUACGUUGGUGAUGCGACAUUUAGCGGGGGUUGGCAGGCUUCGGGCUUCUUCAGGAAGUGGCACCGUGUAGCAUUUCAAUCCUGUAGCAAUCAAUCAAGCAUUUUUGCGUUUUGUG
This is a messenger RNA of Ectocarpus siliculosus, 2036 nucleotides long. Lineage: Eukaryota; Phaeophyceae; Ectocarpales; Ectocarpaceae. The record is from the annotation of a GenBank genome assembly.